Molecule: messenger RNA, 1114 nt
Organism: Ceratina calcarata
Lineage: Eukaryota; Metazoa; Arthropoda; Insecta; Hymenoptera; Apidae
Exons: 4
Coding region: 280-1047 (255 amino acids)
Source: RefSeq, a predicted model, not a curated record
CCAAGAAAACAAGGCUUAUACUGCGCUCGAUUCGAGUAAGUCGAUGUUAGCAUCGCGAAGCAGAAUCGAAAGAGAAAGUAUCGUGUCGUAAGAGAGUAAGCCAAGUUUUAUAACGGAGCGCAACGAAAUUUCUUAGUCGCCGUGCGACUGCGAUACAAAGAACAGUUCGUUCGAUCAACUUUCUUCUUUGCGGUUCUCAAUUCGGAACGUACGUUAGAUCGAGAUUUUAAGAGGAGAAAUAAUUCGGUAUGUCUCGAUGAUAAGUAAUUCUAUCCAGAAAUGUGCACGAUGUUGUUAUCCAGGAAAAAGAAUAAUUACGAAAGGAGAACGAAUCUUUUUCGGAGAACGAUGAAGAGUACGUACGGGCGAAGAGAAAUUUCAGGACUGUGCAUUCUGCUCUUUGUGUGUCGGUUCAAUUCGUGCGGCGGCCUACCUGUGGAGCAGCCAACCACAUUCACGUUGAACACCGGUAACACGCAGCCUCUAUUCAACGAGCAAGUACGGGAAUUUUUAGGACGUAUCGCGGACGCGAUUCGAAUCGUCGCUGGGAGGCUCGUGAAUUCCGUCACGUUGGCCAGAAACAUCAUAGCCGAUCGGUGGGAGACAGCGGCCAGUGAAUCGCGGAACAACGUGGCCACAGUAGUCGCGACCAGGUCUGUGGCCUUGAACCCGGGCGAGGUGUCCUUGUGGAGCACCCAGCAUCCGCCAGUAACGAACACCCAUGCGUACGCUCGGGAAUCGGUUCGGCUGGAGAACGAGGCCGAGCAGGCGAUCGCUGAACGGCCGAUAUCAAAGCCUUUUUCGGGAUUCCUGGAAUCCUUCGUGAAUCCGACGCCGCUGGUAGAUGGUAUCAAGGAGCAGGAAAAGUAUGGAAACUCUGGAGACAAGUUCAUAGGAGUUGGAAGGGCGCUGGUCAGUGGCUACGAGGGACUGAGCAAUUUUCUGAACGCCGUUGUUGACUUUCCACGGAACACUUUCAGACAAAAAUCCAGGGAACUCACAGAGGCGCUGAAUCACGUUGGAGCUCGUUUGGUUGGACUUGAGUGACGCUUGUACUUACUGUAAAUUAUAGUUGACAUAUUCUAUUUUAUACUUUGCUUAUUUGUUUGUUGUU